Messenger RNA from Ogataea philodendri, 603 nucleotides. RefSeq lists its product as uncharacterized. The transcript has a single exon. Gene Ontology annotation, cellular component: kinetochore; centrosome; kinesin complex. Lineage: Eukaryota; Fungi; Ascomycota; Pichiomycetes; Pichiales; Pichiaceae. Gene Ontology annotation, molecular function: microtubule binding. The record is from RefSeq and is a predicted model, not a curated record. The coding region runs from base 1 to 603 and encodes 200 amino acids. Gene Ontology annotation, biological process: centrosome localization; vesicle transport along microtubule; mitotic centrosome separation.
AUGGAACCAUAUAAUGAUUUGAGCCGGGACGAGCUGAUACAGCGUCUUUUGGCGCUGGAAAAGGAGUUCAACGGCUAUGUUGACGAGUCUAAGGAGCUGGAAGAGUUUCUGGAGUCGGAAACCAACCGACUGACCCAACAGGUGACAGAUCUCCAGACACAAAGCGCAAAACUGCAGGACCGUUUGGACGAAGCUCGAAAGGAGAACCAGAGCUAUCUUCACCAGAUCAGCACGCUAGAGGACGAUAAGAAGACACAGAUUGACCAGUUGACUGCCAAAGUGCGAACGCUCGAGCGACAGGUGAUCGAUACGGAGGUGGCCAACGACGGGCUGGAGUCGAAGCUGCGCAUUCUGGAGCUCUCGAAGGGCAACGAGGAUGCACGCACAGGCGAGCUGCUUGAGCGACUGGCCAUUUUGGAAGACGACAACAUCGAAAAAGACCAGCUUCUCAUAAAUACCCAGCAGCGGGUCAAACGACUCGAGACGGAAAACCAGUUUCUUCUGCAGCAGCGCGAAAAGUACGAGAAGAUCAGUAAGCUCAUGACCAUCAACAGAACAGAGCUCAAGGUCUCCAAGUUCCAGACCCCUCCCAUUAACGACUGA